UGCAGAAAGUUUCCAAAUAAAUGGCUCAAUUCUGUAAGUUAAGAUAAUAAUUUAUAAUGAUUUGAAUGAUUCACUAAAUAUUAACAAGUCUUUAUGAUUUUUAGUACUCAGAUUGAUGUCACACUUGAAAAGUCCAAUGUACUUAAUUUAGCAUUUGGGUAUCCCGAUUACCGUCUCCUAAGUGAAACACAAUUUGCUCUAUUGGAAAACGCUUCUGCUCCAAGUCAAUAUUCCCCUGGUACCGAUAGUCCAAGAUUAUUGGAGGCAAUUUCAAAAUUCUACUCAAAAUUGUUAAACAAAACUUUAAAUGUAGAUGAUAAUAUAAUUAUUACUUCUGGAGAAAUUGAAGCUUUGUAUCAUGUAUUUUCAACGCCUGUACAAAAGGGAAAUGAAUGGAUUAUCUUUGAGCCAUGUGAUAAAUUUUAUCUAAGUACAAUUAUGGCGGUUGAAGGAAUUCCUAAGCCCAUACAACUAAAGCCAGUAUGAUUUUUCUUAAUUGUUUGAAAUCAAAGUUCAAAAAUAUUGAAGUUAUAAAAAGAUUUUCUUAUUUUUUAUUAAAGAAAUUUAACGAAACUCACAAUCUUACAUCAGCUGAUUGGAUCUUUGAUAAGGACGAAUUGUCAAAACUUUUUAAUAACAAUACAAAAGGCAUUGUUAUUAAC
Messenger RNA from Phymastichus coffea, 662 nucleotides. RefSeq lists its product as uncharacterized. NCBI's taxonomy places the organism in Eukaryota, Metazoa, Arthropoda, Insecta, Hymenoptera, Eulophidae. The transcript has 2 exons. The record is from RefSeq and is a predicted model, not a curated record. Bases 94 to 486 code for a protein of 130 amino acids. Gene Ontology annotation, cellular component: cytoplasm. Gene Ontology annotation, molecular function: L-kynurenine:2-oxoglutarate transaminase activity.